AUGGGGACCCUCACCUGCGACCUGGCUCCACAGCUGACCCCGGCGCCUCUGGGCCAGCGGACCACUGACUGUCAGAUCCCGGAGACCAGCCUGAGGAGGACCUGCGGGGUGGCCACCUUGGAACAUGGCUCUGGGCCAGGCUUCUAUGCCCUGCCUUCCACCGUUGGCUACAUCAACCACGACUGCACCAGGGUAGCCGGUCCUGCCUACUCACUUUUCCGGAGGCCCAGUGAGGCAUCUCCCCAGGAGACCAGCCCUGGGCCAGUCUACUUCCUGGACUCGAAAGUCACCCGCUUCGGCCGCAGCUGCACUCCUGCCUACUCCAUGCAGGGCCGGGGCAAGUCUCCUGGUCUGGAGGUGACGCCCGGCCCUGGGGCUUACAGCCCAGAGAAGGUGGCCCCCAUGCGCCAGCGGACGCCUCCAGCUUUUACCCUGGGCUCCCGCCUCCGCCCACGGCCCCUGCACACCUCAGCCCCUGCCCCCAACACCUACACCCUGCCCUCCCUCUGGGGCUCGCAGGUCUUCACCAAGCCCAGCAGCCCCAGCUACACUGUGGCUGGCCGCACGCCCCCCGCCCGCCCCCCGCAGGACCCCGCAGAGAUACCCGGCCCUGGCCAGUAUGACAGCCCGGACCCCAAUGCCUACCGUCAGCGCCGGCCGGCCUUCACCAUGCUGGGGCGGCCCCGAGCCCCACGGCCCCCAGAUGAGACACCUGGCCCUGGCAGCCACAGCCCCGAGCAGGUCACUGUGACCAAGGCCAGGGCCCCGGCAUUCACCAUGGGCAUCCGCCACUCCAAGCGGGCUACCACCAUGGCCACAGACACCGCACCCUGAUGCCCUCGUGACAGGUGACAGGAUGCCUGGCCCACUCCUGGGUUGAGCCUGUCUCCUAUGCUGUGAAGUGGGGGGGUAGGCAGGUGGUUGGCGGGGGGAGCUAGGAGAAGCCAGGGUGAGGGGAAGGCACCUCCUUCCUUCCUGUCUUCUGAAAGGUCCAAGGUCCUUCUAGGCCACUGCUUUCUCCAGUCCUGGGGCCUGUGAUCCCGUGGUCCCCACAGGGUGAGUCUCCUUCCAGCGUCCCACUUUCUUCUGUCCAGGUCAUACCAGGCCAGGCCAGGCCAGGUGGAAAAAGGGACACCCUGGCCUUCCCCAGCCACUGGCCAGAGACACGGCUUCCUGUGUCCUAGAACUCAGUGUCCGCCCGCAAGGACCUGGGUCCCCAGCAUGGCUCGGGUUUCUGCCUCACUUGGGCUCAUCCCUGCUACUUAUGGAAGGGCUGUUUGGGCCCAGAUCCUGCUGCAGGCAGCCCUGCCACCCUCCCUACCUGCCCCACCCUCUAGUUGCCUGCCAAUAAAAUUCUGGGGCACCAACA
Messenger RNA from Odocoileus virginianus texanus, 1369 nucleotides. The record is from RefSeq and is a predicted model, not a curated record. Lineage: Eukaryota; Metazoa; Chordata; Mammalia; Artiodactyla; Cervidae.